AUGGCUAAAACCGACAAGAAAGCUAGCGACGAUCUGGCCAUUCUAAAAUCGACCGUCGAGACCAUCAAAAGUUUGAUUCAACAGCUGCAACCCUCUGCCAAAGCGCCGGAAGAUGUCAAGGAGGGGUCGUCGUCCGAAGAGCAACCCAAGCUUGCGGAUGUCAAUGCCAUCGACCUUGCUCAUGAUUCUGCAAGUCUCAUUAAAGCACACUCGACGAAGCUGUCUCUCUUGAUCAUCAAUAAGCCUUUUACGGCCUCAGCAAUCAACAAAGUAUUGCGAGAACUUGUGGCUGGACCCCUACCGGGCUUGGCGUCUGCCGUCGAAAUCUGUAAUGCUACCAAAUAUACGAGGGCUAUGAGUGAAGAGUUACAAUGGAGAGUGAAGAAGGUCUUGACGGAGCUACAUACGCUCGUUGACGCAGUUCCUCUGGAUGGGAAAGUUUUGAGCGAUGACAAGAAGAAUGGUACCGGGAAAUCGAAUGGGAAGGGUAGUUUGGCUUCAACAGGUGUUGUAUGGGAUGCCUGUGAUUCUGUCAUGGGUUUGAAGACUUUAGGUGUAGCAGGAUUGGCUAUCAAGAAAGCAGAGGAAUAUCGAGAUUUGGUUAAGGAUGCGCUCGAAGAAUUGCAAGCAUGGGCGGAGGAGGAAUCAGAUGACGAAGAAGACGAAGAAGACGAUGAUGAGAGCAGUGGUGAUGAAGAUGACGAGAAGAAAGAUCCUCAAGAUGUUGUGGAUGAUCUGUUUGGAUCGCAGCCACAUAUACCUAAGGACGACCCGGAAAAGAUCCGCGAAAAGCUCGAAUCAUCGACGAAAAGACUGAGACUCGUAGUUUUGAUGUAUCAAGCGGUCGUGAAGAGAAGGUUCAAGACACUCCCCUAUCUACCUCAUCCUAUGUUACCUGCACAGUUGAAGGAGAAAUCUUCAGAAGAUCCAGGUAUUGUCGAGUGCUUGGAUGAGGUACUUGUACGGAUGAAGAAAAUUACCGAUCUCACGGAUGAUCUAGCAAGUGCCUUCUAUGAGCUCGAUAGCGCUGCAAUUGAUAAACUCAUGGAUGAGACUUGGUUUACGGGUUUUGCUACGAUUGAGUUGCUAAUCAAGAAUUGGGAGGGGCAGAAGGAUGACUUUACUACUUGGGCCUAUAAAUUCCAACUUGCUAUGAGAAAAGGCUGGUGA
Molecule: messenger RNA, 1170 nt
Organism: Sclerotinia borealis F-4128
Lineage: Eukaryota; Fungi; Ascomycota; Leotiomycetes; Helotiales; Sclerotiniaceae
Source: the annotation of a GenBank genome assembly